Equus caballus (horse) is the source of this 1523-nucleotide messenger RNA. NCBI's taxonomy places the organism in Eukaryota, Metazoa, Chordata, Mammalia, Perissodactyla, Equidae. The record is from RefSeq and is a predicted model, not a curated record.
UAUCAGUGUCAUAAAAGGCAAAGAAAGGCUUAGUAUCUAUUCUAGAUGAAAGGAGACUGAAGAUAGAUGGCAUUAAAUAUAAUAAGUAACAUUGGAUUGGGUCUUGGAUGGGGAUACUGUAGAUUAAAGAAUCAUGUCAGUAUUAAAUUGCUUGAUUUUGAUAAUUAUAUUCUGGUUAGGUUAGUGAGUGUCUUUGUUCUUAGAGAAAAAGUAAGGAAUUUACAGGUAAAUGGGCAUUAUGCAUACAGUUGAAUCUCAAAUGGUUACAAAAGAAGUAAUACAUAUAUACAGAGAAAAAGAGAAUGAUAAGGCAAAUAUGAAAGAAACAUUAAAAUUUGUUGAAUUGAGUGAAUGUGUAUGUGAGUUCUUGACAUAAUUCUUGACCCUUUUCUGGAAGUUUAAAUUUAUUUCAUAUUAAAAGUUAAAAACUGAAAAGUAACCAGUGUGAGGGAGUAGGGGAAGCUUUCAAGUAGAGAAAGGGCAAUAAUCUUUCUCUGAACUCAUUUAGAAAUAAACAACUUCACUUUUUGUUGAUUGUCCAGCUCUGACUGUUUAUCACGUUUCAGUCCUUGACAACUUGUCAUUAGGGAAUGGGGAGCAACCAGUCAUGGGCCACAGAGUUCGUCUUGGUGGGAUUCGAGCUCAGUGCAGACGUGGAAGUGCUCCUCUUCUGGAUCUUCUCUCUGUUCUACAUCUUCAGUCUGUUGGCAAAUAGUGUGAUAUUGGGACUCAUCUGUCUAGACAUGAGUCUACACACCCCCAUGUACUUCUUCCUCUCACACCUGUCCGUCACUGACAUGUCCUAUGCUUCCAGUAAUGUGCCCAAGAUGUUGGCAAAUUUAUUGAACCAGAACAGAACCAUAUCCUUUGUUCUUUGCAUUAUGCAGACAUUUUUGUAUUUGAGUUUUGCUCACACAGAGUGCCUACUUUUGGUAGUGAUGUCCUAUGAUAGGUUUGUGGCAAUCUGCCACCCCCUCCACUACACUGUCGUCAUGAACUGGAGAGUGUGCACAGUCCUGGCUGUCUCUUCCUGGUCAUGUGGAUUUAUUCUGGCUCUGGUACAUGCAAUUCUCCUUCUCAGGUUGCCCUUCUGUGGGCCCCGGGAAGUGAACCAGCUCUUCUGUGAAAUUAUGUCUGUCCUCAAGCUGGCCUGUGCUGACACCUGGAUCAACCAAGUGGUUAUCCUUGCUGCUUCUGUUUUUGUCUUAGUUGGGCCUCUCUGCUUAAUGCUAGUUUCCUACAUGCGCAUUGUCUGGGCCAUCCUAAAGAUCCAGUCAAAGGAGGGCCGCACAAAGGCCUUCUCCACCUGCCUCUCCCAUCUCUGUGUGGUCGGACUCUUCUUUGGCAUCGCCAUGGUGGUUUAUAUGGUCCCGAAUUCCAAUCAACGAGAAGAACGGGAGAAAAUACUGUCCCUGUUUCACAGCCUCUUCAACCCCAUGCUGAACCCCCUCAUCUACAGCCUGAGGAAUGCUCAGGUGAAGGGCGCCUUGUAUCGAGCACUGCAGAAGAAGAGGCCCACUUGA